This is a messenger RNA of Colletotrichum spaethianum, 351 nucleotides long. RefSeq lists its product as uncharacterized. Lineage: Eukaryota; Fungi; Ascomycota; Sordariomycetes; Glomerellales; Glomerellaceae. Bases 1 to 351 code for a protein of 116 amino acids. The record is from RefSeq and is a predicted model, not a curated record. The transcript has a single exon.
AUGUAUAUCAACAUCGGGCUUGGCGAGGAGCCAAAGAACUACACAACGGUUAUGGUACCCAGGUUCCUUCUAACAGGUCCGACAAACGAGGAGUAUGAGGGCACGUUCUGUCUUCCAAAAGUUCCCAUCCCGAAGGGUGCGACGUUGAGGGAGGGAGAUAUGGCAUCAAUCCAGGUUGUCCAGGCUGCACAGCAUGGUGCUACACUCUUUAGCAUAGGCGCUCCUAGACCCUUCAACCAGGGAGACAGACACCGGAUGAUUGCGUCGGGACUGACCAAGAGAUGGUGUGUCGACGUCAUUUCCACGGAAGACAUGUCUACGGUUCCGCAGGUGACAGGUGACAGUUGCUAA